GCCGCGGCGAUUCACGUAGUACGCGCACCAGUACGUCCCGAAAACAUGGCGCCCGAAUGAAGGACGCUGAACGCGAGUGUCUGCCAAAUCCGUCGCGUUUCGCACACAUCCGCACAGUCGGCCCGACGUAACGGUCCGCCCGUACGCAGAAUGAGCAAUCUGUCCCCGUUCGGCGGCGGCAAGAACCCACCGUGGGUCCGCAAUGCAGGACAAGGAAUACAAAAUAUCCAGCAGCAAAUGCUGGGUCAAGCCAUGGGCAGCAUUGGAGGACAGCCUAUGGUGCAAUACCAACAACAGACCCAACAAGUGUACCAACAAAGUUUGGGAUUGCAGCAGCCCAACAUUACCAUGGCAUCCAUGGCGACUCUUGGCUCCAAUUUACCAUCGGGUAUAGCAGGACAACUAUAUCCACAGGUCGCUACAGUUUCUUACCCAACACCACGAGCAUUGAACACAAAUGCUUUUCAACCCUCUGUAGCUGGUGUUCCACAACAGGUGCAGCAAAAUGUACCUUCAUCGUCGACAAAGCAAAGAGUUUUCACGGGUACUGUUACCAAAGUACAUGAUAAUUUUGGCUUUGUAGAUGAAGAUGUAUUUUUUCAAACUAGUGCAUGUGUAAAGGGGUCUAAUCCCGUAGUAGGAGAUCGUGUGCUUGUAGAGGCGUCGUACAAUCCUUCAAUGCCAUUCAAAUGGAACGCCACUAGAAUACAAGUGCUCCCCAUGGGUAACAAUAGUAACAAUGCAAACACUCAGCAAACUAAUCAACCGAACCGUCAACAACAACAGCAGCAGCAGCAACCAAAUAGGACAUCAGGCACCUAUAAUGCUGUACCUCCUCCAACAGAAAAUCCUAAUAACAGUAGGUUCACAACAAGUACGACAAAUUCCAACACUACCAGCAAUCGUAAUAAGGUUGGUAGAGUAAGAGAAAGAUCUCCUCGUGAACGGAGAAACGAUGACGAGGAAAUAGAAAGGAAGAGACGUCGUGAGGAGAGAAUAAGGGAACGCGAGAAGAAAGAGGAUCGUAGCCCUUCAAGAACUAGGAGGAGUAAAUCACCGAGACCUCGCCGGCGCACAAGAGUCGUACCGCGUUACAUGGUGCAAAUACCGAAAAUUGCAUUGGAUCUGCCUGAAGCAGAUGUUCUUGAGAUAAGAAGACGCUAUCAAAAUAUGUACAUUCCUAGCGACUUCUUUUCUACUAACUUCAGAUGGGUCGAUGCUUUUCCACCGCAUAUGCCAUUUACUCUUAAUAAACCGUGCUCCUUCCAUGUUAUGCAUAAAGAUGUUGAUCCAUGUAACGAAAAUACAGUGAUACUAGAACCUUCGGAUGCUGAUUAUCUAUUCUCUGCAAAGGUUAUGCUCAUAUCUAUGCCUGCCAUGGAAGAGAUAUACAAAAGGUGUUGCGGAGUUUCCGAGGACAGAGAUCCCGAUCGCGAUUAUGUUCACCCUACACGUCUUAUAAAUUUCUUAGUAGGCUUACGGGGCAAAAACGAGACAAUGGCUAUAGGUGGACCAUGGAGUCCUUCGUUAGAUGGACCUAAUCCUGAAAAAGAUCCGUCUGUAUUAAUCAAGACGGCUGUGAGGACCUGUAAAGCACUUACCGGAAUAGAUUUGUCCAGCUGCACUCAGUGGUACCGCUUCCUGGAACUCUACUACAGACGCGCAGAAACGACCCACAAGUCCGGGCGAGUGGUACCCUCUCGCGUUGAAACCGUCAUACUAUUUCUCCCAGAUGUUUGGAGCUGUGUACCUACCAGAUUGGAAUGGGACGGGCUGCAACUCAACUAUAAGAGACAACUGGAGCGAAAGUUACUGCGUGCUGCCUCUAAUCCCGACGAUAUGGAUGCUGCCAAUGAGACUGAUGAGGCUGCCGCCGCUGAUCAAAAGGAUGACACAAUGCCCGAGAAAAAGGAUCCUACACAUUAUUCCGAGCUAGAUCCAAAAUCGAUGAACGUGAAUGAAUUACGUCAAGAACUGGCAGCUCGUAAUUUGAGCUCGAAAGGUUUGAAGUCGCAAUUACUAGCUAGACUUUUAAAAGCUGUAAAGUCCGAGCAAGCCAAAGAGGAAGGUCGGCAAGAUGAGGCGGAUGAAAAUGAAGAAGACGUCUCGCCACCGACAAAGGAAGAAGAUGAUAAAAAAUUCAGAGAUAGUAAAGAUCAUGAUGAAGACAAGAGAAAACUUUAUGAACGUGAACGUACUGUACUUGAAAAGAGGUAUACCUUGCCCGAUUCAUCGCACAUUAUUGUUCAUCCUUCUAGAUUGGCCAAGAGUGGGAAAUUUGACUGUACAGUUAUGUCGUUGAGCGUAUUAUUAGACUACAGACCAGAAGAUACCAAGGAACAUUCCUUUGAAGUAUCUCUCUUUGCUGAACUAUUUAAUGAAAUGUUGAUGCGGGAUUUCGGCUUUCGCAUUUAUCGUGCAUUAUCCAACCUUCCUGAAAAAACUAAGGAAAAGGAUGAGGAUAAGAAAAAGGAUAAGAAGGAUGAUAAAAGAGAGGACAAAAAAGAUGAUAAAAGAAAGGAAGAUGAGAAGAAAUCCAGGAAGGAUGAAAAACGGGACGAUAAGAAAAGAGAAGAAGCUAAGGAUAAGAAGGAUGACAAAGAUGCAAAAUGUAAAAUGGAUGACAAGGAUAGAGAAAAAGAGAAGAAUGAUGAUGAUGAUGAUGAUGAAGAUGAUGAAUCAGAUGAUGACGAUUCUGUGAAAGACGGUAGAAGGGACAGAGAUAAAGACGGAAAGAAACGGAAAACUAAAUUAUACACACAUGAUCCUUAUCUCUUACUUUCUUUUGUGUAUUUUGAUCAGACGCAUUGUGGAUAUAUAUUUGAUAAAGAUAUUGAAGAACUUAUUUAUACUCUGGGGUUGAAUUUGUCAAGAGCUCAAGUACGGAAAUUAGUACAAAAAGUUGUUACACGAGAUUCUCUACAUUAUCGUAAAUUAACAGAUAAAUCGAAGGAGGAUGACUUAAAAGAUGAAAAAAAAGAUGACAAAGAAAAUGAUAAAGGUGAAUCGACCAAGACGGAAAGCGAGGAGGAUAUAUUGCGUUCGCUUGCCCUCGGAAAUAAAAAAUUGUUACCUGUAUUUGUGGGAAGCGGGCCACCUUCAAAAAGAGCAAGAAGAGAGGAUUGUAUCGUAGAAAAAGCUGACGAAGAAACAAUUCCGGAAGGUAUCGUUACAUACAAAGGCUCUUUACUAGAUGUAGAAAAACUUGUCAGUCAGUUGAAAAGAUCUGAGAAAGCACGCUUAGAUACCGAGGAUCGUAUGAUGGAACUACAGCACGAGUUAAUCGUAGUCAAUGAAAAAUCUACGAAACAGACAAAUAGUAUUAAAGGUCUUUCAGAAGAUUUGAAGAUAUACAAAGAUAAGUUACGAAGCACAGAAGAAAAACUCAAGAAAGUCUCUACGGACUGUCAUACUUAUUUGACUGCGGUAAAAAAUAUAUACCACAUAGCGGCCAAAAUGAUGCAGAGUGAUACGAGAAAAGUAGAAGUAGUAGAAAUUCAAGAUGAGAAGAUUGGUGGAGAGAUAAACGGUUCUGAGAUAGAGAGCAAGUUUAAAACGGAUACCAGGUGGAGUGAUAAUAAAGUCCAAGUAAAAAAAGAACCUGCCGAUGUAGACAAGGACAAGAAAUCUGACAAUAAAACUUCUGUCAAGAGAGAAAUUACUGAAAUUGACAAGGAGAAGAAAUAAAUCACAUUAUCUAUUUAUUAUAAGUAGACGAUACGCACCAACACAAAAAUAAAAGUUUAAUCUUAUUUUACACUCACGUGUGCAUGCACGUGUUGUUAGUGACGCAUUAAAAAAA
Messenger RNA from Pogonomyrmex barbatus (red harvester ant), 3802 nucleotides. RefSeq names its product cell division cycle and apoptosis regulator protein 1. Gene Ontology annotation, cellular component: nucleus. Gene Ontology annotation, biological process: regulation of DNA-templated transcription. The record is from RefSeq and is a predicted model, not a curated record. NCBI's taxonomy places the organism in Eukaryota, Metazoa, Arthropoda, Insecta, Hymenoptera, Formicidae.